UAGUGUAGGCAACACUGCACACUGCUACUAGUGGCAAAAAUGGCGCUGAGCAUGUCGGCUGUGUUGAGGGGUUUUCUUACCAAUAAGCAAAUUGUCGGACGUAGCAUAGGGGCGACCAGCUGCUGCGCUCGUCUAACCCAAAAUUCUGUUCGAGGAUUUGCGACACAAAAGUACAGCAGCACUGGCACCUUACCGCCAGCGCCAAAGCGGCCUCCUUCUGGCUUCAUUCUCUUUGCGGCAGACGCCAGAAAGACCGUACUCAAGGAAAACCCAGCCCUCGCACCUACUGAAGUUAUUAAGGUGGUUGCAGGAAAAUGGAAAACAGCUGACGAUGUUACAAGAAAUAAAUAUGCUGCUUUAGCUCGUGAACGCUUUGAGCAGUAUGAGAAAGAAAAAGCUGCCUACACUUCUCAACUGACCGAGCAGCAGAGGGAAGUCCUUGAAGAAGUCAGGCUGGACAAGAAAUUAAAGCUCACCAAAAGGAGGUUGAAUGAUAAACUUAAAGAAUUGGAUAAACCUAAAGGAGCCCGGUCAGCUUAUGUGCUGUUUUCUACAGAAAUGCGGAAGAAGCUACAGGAGAAACCUCCAAAGAGUGCAGUUGGCAGCAGUAUUUCUUCAUGGUUUCUAGGGAAGCUGCCUAGUAAAAGUGAGGUUCCAUCCCCACAGGAGAUCAUGACUCAACUUGGUGCCAUGUGGAAGCAGCUGCCUGAAGAAAAGAAACAGCCAUAUCUGCACAAGGCUGAUGAGGACAAACUCCGAUAUGAACGGGAGAUGAAGGCCUGGUCACAGCGGCUGGAGAAGGAAGGCCAAAGUGACGUGCUAAAUGACCUAAGAGAAGACAUUCGUGAAAUUCGAAAAAGCAAGCAUGGCUCUGCUCGCAAGAUUGUCGCAUAGUAAUGCAGUGAAAAAAGCAGGGCAAAUUAUUUUGUGCUCAUUAGUUUUCCUCUGCCCGUGUUUACCAAUACAUAUUCAUUCUUGAGUGACUGCUGCAUAUUUUAGCACGCUGUUCCCACUUUGCCGGUAUUGUUAUCAUUACGUUGCAUUAAUUUGUUUGAAUUAUCAGUGCUUGCCUGGUACACUUUUAACAAUGUCUUUGAUGCCUACGGCUAGGUAGCAGCUGUGUGCUGAAUAUUUAAAUGUGAAUUUUUUUGUUAAUUCAUUUCAUGGUGGCUGCUCAGCUUGCAUACA
Molecule: messenger RNA, 1188 nt
Organism: Rhipicephalus sanguineus (brown dog tick)
Lineage: Eukaryota; Metazoa; Arthropoda; Arachnida; Ixodida; Ixodidae
Exons: 8
Coding region: 40-894 (284 amino acids)
Molecular function (GO): transcription cis-regulatory region binding
Source: RefSeq, a predicted model, not a curated record